AUGGAAUUUGCGGGUGGAAACUACACGGUGGUCACUGAAUUUAUUCUACUAGGUUUUCCAACACGCCCUGAACUGCAGGUGGUCUUAUUCCUCGUAUUUCUCAUGCUAUAUGGUCUGAUUCUAGUGGGGAACGUUGGACUGAUGCUUUUAAUCAGGACGGAUCCGCAUCUUCAGACUCCCAUGUAUUUUUUCCUCAGCAACCUGUCCCUUGUAGACCUCUGUUACUCCUCAGUCAUCGUCCCCAAAAUGCUAGUCAAUUUCUUAUCAGAGAACAAGUCUAUCUCCUACUACGGGUGCGCACUGCAGUUUUACUUUUUCUGCACUUUUGCAGAUACGGAAUCCUUCAUCUUGGCCGCCAUGGCGUACGACCGCUAUGUCGCCAUCUGUAACCCUCUGCUCUACGCAGUCGUCAUGUCUCAGGGCAUCUGCAUAAGGCUGAUUGUUUUGUCAUACAUCGGAGGCAACAUGAGUUCCCUGGUCCAUACGUCCUUUGCUUUUAUCCUGAAAUACUGUGACAAAAAUGUUAUUAAUCAUUUCUUCUGUGACCUCCCUCCUCUGCUGAAGCUGUCCUGCUCGGACACAACGGUUAACGAGUGGCUUCUCUCCACCUAUGGCAGCUCCGUGGAAAUUAUCUGUUUCUUCAUCAUCGUCGUCUCCUACUUUUUCAUUCUUCUCUCAGUCUUAAAGAUCCGCUCAGCCGAGGGAAGGAAGAAAACCUUCUCUACAUGCGCGUCACAUCUGACCUCUGUGGCCAUCUAUCAGGGGACGCUUCUCUUCAUUUACUCGAGGCCGAGCUCCCUGUAUUCGCCCAACACGGAUAAAGUUGUAUCGGUGUUCUACACCAUUGUCAUUCCUGUGCUGAACCCACUGAUUUACAGUUUGAGAAAUAAAGAUGUAAAAGAUGCAGCUAAGAAGGCUCUGAGAUUGAAGGUAGAUUCUUCAUGA
This is a messenger RNA of Chinchilla lanigera (long-tailed chinchilla), 945 nucleotides long. Its product is annotated as olfactory receptor 5I1. Gene Ontology annotation, biological process: G protein-coupled receptor signaling pathway; sensory perception of smell. Gene Ontology annotation, molecular function: olfactory receptor activity; G protein-coupled receptor activity; odorant binding. The transcript has a single exon. Gene Ontology annotation, cellular component: membrane. The record is from RefSeq and is a predicted model, not a curated record. Bases 1 to 945 code for a protein of 314 amino acids. Lineage: Eukaryota; Metazoa; Chordata; Mammalia; Rodentia; Chinchillidae.